Molecule: messenger RNA, 1312 nt
Organism: Megalobrama amblycephala (Wuchang bream)
Lineage: Eukaryota; Metazoa; Chordata; Actinopteri; Cypriniformes; Xenocyprididae
Product: protein S100-A1-like
Exons: 3
Coding region: 164-475 (103 amino acids)
Cellular component (GO): cytoplasm
Molecular function (GO): calcium ion binding
Source: RefSeq, a predicted model, not a curated record
AGGCUAAAGUUCCUAGUCACAGCCUCACUCACCCAGCCUCACAGUCAUCACUCGGGCGGAGCCCCGCUAUAAAUUCCUGCUCUGCUGCUUGAGCAGCUCUUUCGCAGGACAUUUAGUACGUUCUUUCAUCUUCAGGUGACCGUCUGCCUUUUAUCAACUCACAAUGCCGUCUGAUCUGGAGAGAGCAAUGGAGACUUUGAUCAUGGUGUUUCACCGUUAUGCUGGCAAAGAGGGUAGCGAUGUAUCCCUGAGUCGCAAAGAGCUCAAACAGCUGAUGGAGACAGAGCUGUCUAGCUUUCUGAAGUCUCAGAAGGACCCUGCUGCCGUAGACAGGAUUAUGAAGGAUCUGGAUGCUACUGGAGAUGGAGAGGUGAACUUUGAAGAGUUUGUGUCUCUUGUGGUGGGCCUGUCCAUUGCCUGCGAACAGCUCCUCCAGAAGCAUAAGCAUCAAUGGGUGUCAAAAAGCAAUAAAUAGCCAAACAUGAGGGGAAAAGGAAUAUCUGUUUUUCUGUUUCUUCAUUUUGUUAAUAUAUUUUACACUUUCAGCCACAUGCCUUGUUACUAUAGUUACAUUGUAUGUAUGUUUUGCAAAAGAGGAUGUUUUGUCAUUUUUGUCCAAUGAUGUUCAAAUUUACUUUUAGUUUUUAUAGAGGGGUUUCUGUGCAACGUCAUCACAGAGAUGUGUGCACAAAUAGGGGGCAAAAAAGCAAUGUCUCAUUAUUACUGAGAGUUCAUUUCUUAAUAUAAUCGGUUGAGCCCGCACUACCUAGGCUUCCAAAGUAAUUGAUGUUUGCCAUUUCCUCACUGUCACACACCUAGUCUUUCAAAUGUGGUGGGUCGUGACGUAGCCUUGUCGUAAACAUUUAGGAUAGAAAGGCUCAACCAACAAAACCAGGAAAGUUCAUACAUUCAUAGGGUAUGUCAGGUCUUUAUGAUUAGCAAACUUAGUUGGACAUUUUCAUUCGAGACCUGAUGACUAAUGUUACAACUAGAAUUGCAUGCACCUCUAAGUACUUACUAAGUAAUUGCAUUCAUAUUCUGGGCUCAUCUGCUUUGCUGUACAUAGUAUGGUAUAUUAGUAUGAUGUUUACUGAGUUUGGUCUGUUCUGUUAAUAUCGCUGUCUUAGUUCAUUAAGCCACAUUAAACGUUUUUCCGGCAUGUUAGCGGUUUUGCCCUCUGAAUGUGCGCGCAUCCAGUAUUGUUUGUAUACAAGAAACCCGUCUAUAAGUAUUCGCAUUAGACACAAAAUAUAUCGUUCUCGGAAGUCCUGUAAGUUCCACCAUGAAAAUAAACACUCAGUAAUUUUCCAGA